Molecule: messenger RNA, 1806 nt
Organism: Botrytis porri
Lineage: Eukaryota; Fungi; Ascomycota; Leotiomycetes; Helotiales; Sclerotiniaceae
Exons: 4
Coding region: 1-1806 (601 amino acids)
Biological process (GO): siderophore transmembrane transport
Molecular function (GO): siderophore-iron transmembrane transporter activity
Source: RefSeq, a predicted model, not a curated record
AUGGUCCAGAAAACUACUGUCGACCCCGAGGAGUCUUCUACAAACACAUUCAAGACACAGAAUUCGGUAAUUGACUCUCAAGCUCGAGCAGGAGCAAAUUCCCCAGGCCCAAAUGAGAAAGACAUUGAAAAUGCCACCCAAGCUGGUGUACAAAAUAUCGAGGCCGUGUCAAUGACUUGGACAACAUGGUCUUUGAUCAUAGCAUACAUCGGUGUAUUCCUCAUCUCCUUCACUACUUCACUCGAAUCACAAGUGGUCAUGUCACUUUCUAUUUUUGCGACAAGCUCAUUCAACAACCAUUCUUUGAUUUCAACAGUAUUGGUCGUUCAAAGCGUGGUCAUGGCUGUCAUUAAAGCGCCCAUGGCCAAAACCGCUGAUGUAUUUGGUCGACUCGAAGCUUUCACCAUUUCAAUCAUUCUCGCCAUAAUCGGUGGCGCUACCAUGGCCAUGUCCAACGACGUCCAAACUUAUGCCGCAGCUCAGAUAUUCUACGCAGCUGGCUCCACCGGUCUUCAAAUUCUCCAGCAAGUUUUCAUUGCGGAUACAACUAAUCUCCUCAAUCGUGCUUUAUGGUCUAGUUUACCGCAGAUUCCAUUCUUGAUCACUGUUUGGAUUGGUGCACCAAUUGGAGAUAAAAUUCUUAAAACUACAACAUGGAGAUGGGGUUAUGGCAUAUGGUGUAUAAUCCUCCCAGUUGUAUUCUUACCAUUGGCUUUGUCUCUGUUCCUCAACAAUAGAAAGGCGAAGAAGGCUGGCCUUACUGCUGCGUCGCCUUUGAAGAAAUUGGGUCUGAUUGCAACCAUAACAACUCUCUGGAAUGAUUUGGAUAUUGGAGGCAUGAUUUUAUUGAGUGCGGCAUUUGCGCUCAUCUUGAUUCCGCUCACCAUUGCGUCUAAAGCCUCGAAUGGAUGGGCUAGCCCAGAUAUUAUCGCAAUGAUCGUUCUAGGUGUUACUUGCCUUAUCAGCUUCCCUGUUUGGGAAUCCGUCAAAAAGCUGGCACCGCAUCCACUCAUUCCCCUCGGUCUCUUAAAAUCCCGUACAUUCUGCGCAGGAUGUGGCAUUGGAUUUUUCUACUUCAUGGCAUUCUUUCUCUCGGUUCAACCAUACUUCUACUCCUAUCUUCUUGUCGUUCAAGAUCUUUCUAUUCCCGCUGCAGGCCACGUAACACAGGUCUUUUCUUUCACGGCAACCAUUUCUUCUGUCAUCAUAUCUUUCUUCAUCAAGUACACCAAAUACUACAAACCGUACAUUACAGCUGGAGCGCUCAUCUACCUGACGGGCAUCGGACUCAUGUUUCAUUACCGCAGAGAGAAUUCAUCUAUCGCACAGAUUAUUGGCACGCAAAUUGCUGUUGGUAUCGGCGGAGGAAUGCUCAACGUCCCAGCUCAACUUGCUGUUCAAGCUUCUGUCCCUAGUCAUCAGAAUGUCGCUGUCGCUACAGCUGUCUACUUGACUUGUGUAGAGAUGGGCGGCGCUGUUGGAAGUGCCAUUGCUGGCGUUAUCUGGGGUCAAGAUAUUCCCAAGAAAUUGGCCAAAUACUCCUCCACUAUCGAUAGCAAGGCCGUAUACAAUAGUAUUACUAACGCUCUCGCGUAUCCCGUGGGAACACCCGAGAGAGCUGCAAUCAACAGGGCCUAUCAAGAGACUAUGCAAAAAUUGCUCAUCGUGGCGCUCUGUGUGAGUGCACCGGUCGUGGUUUUGUCCCUAGUGAUUAAGAAUGCCAAGUUAGAUGCAGGAGGAGGUAAGGUGAAGGGGAGAGUUAUCGGAGGUACAGCGGAGAAGAAAGAAGAACCAGUCUUAGUUUGA